CAGUUCGUCUCGUUGUGUGUUUCGCCAUGUGUAUGAGAGACACCAGAAGAAGUGUCAGUUGGUGAUCGUCGUCGUGUUGUUGCCGUUUGUUUUUUGAAUCCGGAGUAGCCGUUGGUUUUUAAAUCCGACUGCGCGAGACACGGUUUUCAGAAAAAGGGGCAGUUGUCAACAUACAGAAUCAACUUAUUUUGCUUUUCUUUUUUUAAAAACAGUUUCUUUAAAGUACAAGGAAAGGGAAAAUACUUAGUUUGUUCCUUCUUAAAAGUAUUUAUAAGUUGAACUUGUCCGUCAGGUUUGCCCCGUCGCCAUGGAGAGGAACGACUGUCACUCAGCAACGCGCACGCACCCGUUCUUUCACGAGCUGAAGCUGACCCGCGCGCAGAGGAUCAGGGGCAUCAUCCAGGGCAGCAUCCUCUUCCCUCUUCGCAUCACCCUGACGGCUCUCAUCUUCCUCAUCAUGUGGCCUCUUGCCCGGCUACGAUCUGCGGGCCUGUCCGAGGAGGAACGCUCUCGGCCUAUCAAGGGCUGGAGGCACUGGCUCCUCCACUCCAUCAUCUUGUUGCUAAGCCGAGGGGCCUUCUUCUGCAUGGGCUUUCUGUGGGUGAAGGUCAAAGGUCGCAAAGCGGACCUGAAGGAGGCGCCGGUGCUGGUGGUGGCGCCUCACAGUGGCUUCCUGGACAUGGUGGUUCUGCCUAAAACCCAGCUGGCAACAGUGGUGUCGCGGUCGGAGAACAACAGCCUGCCGGUCAUAGGAGCUCUAAUGGAGUUCAACCAGUCUGUGCAGGUGAGCAGAAAGGAUCCGGAGUCGAGGAAAAAGGCAGUCGCACAAGUGACAGAGAGGCUGACCUCCGGCGGUUACUGGCCUCAGAUGCUGAUGUUUCCUGAGGGAACCACAACUAACGGCAGCGUUCUCAUCAAAUUCAAACCCGGUGCCUUCCUCGCAGGAGUCCCGGUCCAACCUGUUCUGUUGCGUUACCCCAACAAGCUGGAUACUGUUCGCUGGACAUACAAAGGAACGAGCUGGUUUGAGACACUGUGGCACACAACUUCUCAGUUCUACACCAACAGCACUGUGGAGUUCAUGCCAGUUUACAACCCGUCCGAGGAGGAGAAGAAUGACCCCAACCUGUACGCGGACAACGUUCAGAAACUCAUGGCCAAGGCCCUCGGAGUCCCAGCGACAGAUUACGUGAUGGAAGGCAGAGUUCCUGUCAAUAAACUGGGUGGUCUCUCUCUCCCACUGGAGUCGCCUGCCAGGGAAACACUCUCACUGCUGCACAGAAACGGUCUGGAAUCGCAUGAAGUGGAAGCAGCGCUGGACAGAAUGAUUGGCAGGUGUCAGUCGGGAGUGCAGGGGUCAAAGGCCAGUGCAGAGGAGCUCGCCUCUAUCCUCGGGCUGACGGACAGACAGACAGCCGUCACUAUCUGUGGCCUCUACUCCAAGGAUGAAACUGUGGACCUGCGGCAGAUCUAUUUGACUGUAGCCGCUCUGUCGGGAGUUGUCAGCUUCAAGUCGCUACUUCACACUGCUUUUACUCUGUUUGACGGGGAGGGCAGAGGCAGCCUGAGUGCAGAGGAGCUGCCCGGCCUCAUGGGGGCGCUGCUGGGGAUUCCUCAGCACCACACUGCUGAGCUUUACACUCAGGCCUCGGAUCAAGGCCAGCUUACUGAAGAAAAUCUGCUGCGAGUGUUGACGACCCACUCGGCCUAUCAGAGAGUGGUGAACGAGUACAUUCAGCCCAAGGGGGCGGGCUCCCAGCUGGCCAAUGGGAAGGCUGUGAACAACAACAGAAGCAUGCACAACAGCAACGAAUCGCUCCACUGCAGCAAAAAGUUUGAAUAAGGAAUUAACAGAAAAUAGGAUUCCUCUUUAUACAAGUUUCUACUCUGCGGCAACGGGACUUAUUGACGCAGAAUAAUCAUUGACAAAAGGAUUGUAUUUUUUAAGGUGUGUGUGUGUGUGUGUGUGUGCGUGUGUGUGUGUGGAUGUAGUUUUUAAAUCUAUAUUGCUGUAACAUUUGACCAAAGUCAACUAUACCAACAUUAGAAAACCAAAGAAUGGUGUGUGUGUGUGUGUGUGUGUGUGUGUGUGUGUGUGUGUGUGUGUGUGUGUGUGUGUGUGUGUGUGUGUGUGUGUGUGUGUGUGUGUGUGUGUGUUCAUGUUUACCCGUGUAUAUGUUUUAAUAACCCAAAAGAAACUUUGUUCACAUGUUUGUUCCAGAUGCUGUAAAGGGACUCUGUUAUUUAUAUAAUUACUCUCGUGUACAUUGAAUGUUUUUUUUAAACGGGACAAUGGUGCGUGCAAAAAGAAACUCUGUAAAUCAAAACGUUUAUUUUACUAAAUGAAUUCUUACGUCUUUGGUGUGAAUAUUGUUUACAAUUAAUUAAACUGUGAAUUAUUUUUAA
Messenger RNA from Cottoperca gobio, 2406 nucleotides. It is a transcript of the gene lpcat4, whose product is annotated as lysophosphatidylcholine acyltransferase 4. The record is from RefSeq and is a predicted model, not a curated record. Gene Ontology annotation, biological process: phosphatidylcholine acyl-chain remodeling. NCBI's taxonomy places the organism in Eukaryota, Metazoa, Chordata, Actinopteri, Perciformes, Bovichtidae. Gene Ontology annotation, cellular component: endoplasmic reticulum. The coding region runs from base 308 to 1843 and encodes 511 amino acids. The transcript is spliced from 13 exons. Gene Ontology annotation, molecular function: lysophosphatidic acid acyltransferase activity; 1-acylglycerophosphocholine O-acyltransferase activity.